AUGAGCGCAGCAGAUACACCUCAGCCUCAUCCCUACUACCCAAUUGGAGUAGAAAUUGCCGGUUACAUUGCCAAUGAGAGCUCUGUCUUCGUCCUUGCUAUCUGCUUCUCCUUGGGCUUAGCGGCUAUUCUCGGCCUUAUACUCGCCAGUGCCACGUACUUGCGCCCGUCAAUGUCAAAAGCAGACAAGCUUGCCAUACUGUGGUUUGCUCUAUGUAAAUAUCUCGUGGAUUUCCUCUUCCAGAAGAGUGUCUGUGCUGAUAACCAUGCGAAUGCAGCGGGAACCCUCCAUUGCUUUUUCGAAGCGUACUUUGUCUCCCAUCACUCGGCCAUGGGGCCUGCUCAGGAUAUCCUUGGGCAGUUGUGGAAGGAGUACGCGUUGUCUGAUUCGCGAUAUCUCAUUUCGGAUCCAUUCGUGGUGAGCAUUGAAACCAUAACUGUGACUCACGACUGGCUGGAGAUCCGGCUAAUAGAUUUAUGUCUUUGGAAUGGCCAGACUGUUUGGGGGCCCCUGUGCUUCGUUCUGGCGUACAUGAUUGCUGCGCAACAUCCUCUACGGCAUGCUUUGCAAGUCAUUAUUUGCGUAGCCCAUCUUUAUGGGGAUGCGUUGUACUACGCCACCAGUCUCUUCAACCAUUACGUCAACGGUGUGUCGUACUGUCGGCCUGAGGCACUCUACUUCUGGGGAUACUUCUUUUUCAUGAAUUUUAUCUGGAUUGUUGUGCCGGCAUCCUAUCUGUAUGAGAGUCUCACCGCAAUUUCGAACGCAUUCCGUGCCCUAGACCGAACAGCGGGUCGACAGAAGUUUGAGUGA
Messenger RNA from Rasamsonia emersonii CBS 393.64, 813 nucleotides. RefSeq lists its product as uncharacterized. Gene Ontology annotation, molecular function: C-8 sterol isomerase activity; steroid Delta-isomerase activity; cholestenol delta-isomerase activity. The record is from RefSeq and is a predicted model, not a curated record. The transcript is spliced from 3 exons. NCBI's taxonomy places the organism in Eukaryota, Fungi, Ascomycota, Eurotiomycetes, Eurotiales, Trichocomaceae. Gene Ontology annotation, cellular component: membrane; endoplasmic reticulum. Gene Ontology annotation, biological process: sterol biosynthetic process. Bases 1 to 813 code for a protein of 270 amino acids.